AUGCCACAGAUUAUCAAAUCCAGUGCCGGCUAUAGUGGUGGUGAUGAUGUUCACAAGGAAAAUCGAGGCAGUCGUUUAAUGGGACGUGUCACAAUUGAACGACCAAGAAGAGAGCCAAAUGCAUCGGAAGCAGUGCCGCUGUCAUCGCGUACCACACGAAUUCUCACACGAAACGAACCGAGAAGGACAUACAAGCCUCCGGCGAUGCGAGCAGCAGAGAAGAAAGAAGCUGCUGUGGCAGGUGGUGUUGUUCGAAACAGCGAGGAAAUGCCAGCACCAUCGGUCCCGUCGGUCUCACACCAUCCACAACAACCUCGUCAGAUGACCGAUUUUCCUGUCUAUCACGAGAUUGCCAGGAAUCAAGGGCCGAAGAUGCAAAAGAUUAACGACUCCAUAACAUCAUUACUCACAAAGGUACAACAAAGAGACGUGGCAGCCGCUGAGAAGAUUGUGCAGUUAAGCAGCGAUUUAUGUGAGAUCUACUAUGAUGUGAUGUUGCGAGACAUCUACUUCACGUUCUCGAUGAAUCUUGAACAACAUCUGUGGAAGCAGGCGUUUUAUAAACCGAUCGAAGUAUUCAAAUCGAUGGCAAAUUCACCUAAAGACAGCUCACGAAUAUUCCGUUCUCAUUUGCUGUUGUUAAUCAACAAGGGAAUCAGUUUUUAUGAGCGACUCAUAGCACUGUAUGAGAAGGAGGUAGACGUGAAUGUGGAGAGAGCCGCACUCUUCCAAUUCGAUUCCGACGAAGACUUCUGGAACGUAUGUUUGUCGCCAAACUCGCCUGAUGCUGAAUCGAGUAGGCGAAAGACAGCCCUGAAAUCCUGUUCGCGACACCUGAUCUCCUUAGGUGACCUGAAACGAUAUCGGACUUUAGUAGAAGGCAGUGAAGACUACAGUGAAUCAAGAGCGUGA
Messenger RNA from Cooperia oncophora, 912 nucleotides. The record is from the annotation of a GenBank genome assembly. NCBI's taxonomy places the organism in Eukaryota, Metazoa, Nematoda, Chromadorea, Rhabditida, Trichostrongylidae.